AUGGCGAGCAACGGCGCGAAGACCCCGGACGGGCAGAUUUCCACCGAGCUCCACGAGGCGCCCACCUCCAACGACAAGCCGAAAACUCUGGUGGUGAAGGUGCAGAAGACCAGAACCAUCCCCGAGAGGGAGAAAUGGGGAGGGAAAUUUGACUUCCUGCUCUCCUGCAUUGGAUAUGCCAUCGGUCUGGGAAAUGUCUGGAGGUUUCCUUACCUUUGUGGGAAAAACGGUGGAGGGGCCUUUCUCAUCCCUUACUUCUUGACCCUGAUCUUUGCUGGGAUGCCAAUCUUCCUCCUGGAAUGCUCGUUGGGCCAAUACACAUCUGUCGGUGGACUGGGUAUCUGGAGACUGGCGCCAAUGUUCAAAGGCGUAGGUCUGGCUGCUGCAGUCCUCUCAUUCUGGCUCAACAUCUACUACGUCGUCAUCAUUGCUUGGGCCAUUUAUUACUUGUAUAAUUCAUUCACAUCAGAACUUCCUUGGCAAAGCUGUGGUAACAUCUGGAACACAGAGAGCUGUUUCUCAAACUACAGUAUGACCAAUGCCACUAACAUCACCAGCCCCAUUGUGGAAUUCUGGGAACGAAACAUGCACCAGUUAACAGAUGGACUGGACCAGCCUGGACAAAUCCGAUCUCCUCUUGCAAUAACGCUGGCCGUCGCCUGGAUUCUGGUAUAUUUUUGUAUUUGGAAAGGCGUCAGCUGGACAGGAAAGGUAGUUUAUUUUUCAGCAAUAUAUCCCUAUGUUAUGCUGCUCAUUUUGUUUUUCCGCGGAGUAACACUGCCUGGAGCUCGAGAAGGAAUCUUAUUUUAUAUAACCCCCGAUUUCAGCCGCCUUUCAGACUCAGAGGUAUGGUUGGAUGCAGCCACACAGAUAUUUUUCUCUUACGGCCUGGGUCUUGGUUCUUUGGUGGCGCUUGGAAGCUACAACACCUUCCACAACAAUGUUUACAGGGACGCAAUUAUCGUCUGCUGCAUAAAUUCCACCACCAGUAUGUUUGCCGGUUUUGUUAUUUUCUCCAUCGUGGGCUUUAUGGCACAUGUGACAAAGAAGUCUAUUGCGGACGUGGCUGCUUCAGGUCCUGGUCUGGCAUUUUUAGCAUACCCCGAGGCAGUGACGCAAUUACCAAUAUCUCCACUGUGGUCUAUUCUUUUCUUCUCGAUGUUACUGAUGCUUGGGAUUGACAGCCAGUUUUGCACUGUGGAAGGCUUUAUAACUGCUUUGGUGGACGAGUUUCCCAAAUUGCUACGAGGAAGAAGAGAAAUUUUCAUUGCGGCAGUCUGUGUUAUUUCAUAUUUGAUAGGACUCUCCAACAUUACCCAGGGUGGUCUGUAUGUCUUUAAGCUUUUUGACUACUACUCUGCUAGCGGAAUGUCUUUGCUCUUUCUUGUUUUCUUCGAGACCAUCUCAAUAUCUUGGUGCUAUGGAGUGAACAGGUUCUUUGACAACAUUGGGGAGAUGGUUGGCCACAGACCUUGCCUCUGGUGGAAACUCUGCUGGUCAUUUUUCACUCCAAUUAUUGUGGGGGGUGUAUUUCUCUUCAGCGCAAUUGAAAUGACACCACUUACGAUGGGAAGUUAUGUUUUUCCCAAGUGGGGCCAAGGUGUGGGCUGGUUUAUGGCUUUAUCAUCCAUGAUAUUAAUUCCUGGCUAUAUGGGUUACUUGUUCCUCACUUCAAAGGGCUCUUUAAAACAGCGUCUUCGACUUAUGACUCAACCAACUGAGGACACAAAAUGCCGGGAGAAUGGACCAGAACAGCCUGAGCAUGGCAACACUCCAAGCGAUGAAGCCUAUAUGUAG
Molecule: messenger RNA, 1797 nt
Organism: Rhincodon typus (whale shark)
Lineage: Eukaryota; Metazoa; Chordata; Chondrichthyes; Orectolobiformes; Rhincodontidae
Gene: slc6a1b
Product: solute carrier family 6 member 1b
Exons: 14
Coding region: 1-1797 (598 amino acids)
Biological process (GO): neurotransmitter transport; sodium ion transmembrane transport
Cellular component (GO): axon; cell surface; plasma membrane
Molecular function (GO): gamma-aminobutyric acid:sodium:chloride symporter activity
Source: RefSeq, a predicted model, not a curated record